Diceros bicornis minor is the source of this 2571-nucleotide messenger RNA. It is a transcript of the gene FGF8, whose product is annotated as fibroblast growth factor 8. Bases 805 to 2349 code for a protein of 514 amino acids. NCBI's taxonomy places the organism in Eukaryota, Metazoa, Chordata, Mammalia, Perissodactyla, Rhinocerotidae. The transcript is spliced from 7 exons. Gene Ontology annotation, biological process: dorsal/ventral pattern formation; positive regulation of cell population proliferation; positive regulation of protein phosphorylation. Gene Ontology annotation, cellular component: cytoplasm. The record is from RefSeq and is a predicted model, not a curated record. Gene Ontology annotation, molecular function: type 1 fibroblast growth factor receptor binding; growth factor activity; type 2 fibroblast growth factor receptor binding.
GACUUCAUUCGUUUGUUCGAUCAUUCACUCACUAGAAGUGCUCCUGUUAGAGCCCUUCCCUUCUUCCUCUUGCCUAUAUUGCCUCCAAAGUCCCCCGCGCGUGCUUGGUUGGAGGAGCAGGAGACUGGCUGAGUGCAGCGCAAAGUCAUCUCUCCGGGAAAGCCUCCCCGGCCGACCCAUCUCCCCCCUGCGCGUGGCGCCGCCCCAAUAUUUACCCCCCGGCACGCCGCUGAUCGCUCAUUGUAGGCCUUAACUGUUUUCUUGGUGGGUCUCCUCGUGGCCCUUGCCGGCACCGAGCGCUCCUGCCCGCAGUGGGGGCCCAAUCCACAUCUGCCCCUUCGUCCAGGAGUUUCCCGGCCCGAUAGGGCGCCCCGCAGACAGAGCUGAAAUUGUUUUUUCUCCCUUCCCACCCAUCCCCGCCUCUCCUCGAUCCCCUUUCUGCCCCCUCAGCGCACAGUAGGAGCGCUGCCAGUUCACUUUGGCCUCAGAGCGCUGAGGGAUGAAGGCGUGCGCCAGGGUUUGCAGACCGCUGGAGGAGGGGCAGUCGUGUAUUUGGGGGCGAAGGGGUGACAACUCCCAGACGGGGGCCCGAAGUGCUUAACGAAGUCUCGGGGAUUUGCAUUUGAACGGUUGGCUGAGAGUCCGCGGCGCUUUGAACGCCGGGCGCAGGAGGCGCGCGUCGGAGCGAGCGGCAGUCCCGGCGGCCCGCGCCGGCUGGGCGUGGAUUUGAGGGGCCCACUGGGCCUUCUUGGAGACUGAGCGAGACAGGAGAGACCGGUAAGGCGGGGUACUCAGUAUAGAAAGAUGGGGGGGUCGGGUCCCCGUCGCGCAGGCACGCGCUGCCGGAGAGACGAGCGCACAGCCAUUCAUUCCCGAGUUAGCAGCCACUUCCAGCAGACAGGCCCAGCCAAAGCACACAGUAGGUGGCUCAAAGACCCGCCAUAUAGCCUAAGGCGUAAGCGGACCGGGCCCCACGGUGGAGACCUGGCACUUUCCGACUCCGGCGCACCGGAGCCCCAACCCAGUGUCUCGGGACCCCACGGAGCGGGCAGUUCGAGGCGCCCCCCAUCCUCGCGUGCCCAGACCCCAAGAGCGCGCGAAGGGACGGGCCCAGGAUGGGGGGAGGCGCCCACAUCCGUCGCCCCUGCCCCUCCCGCGGGUCCCCAGAGCCCUCCCCUAGUCCAGACCCCCAAUCCCAGACCCGCCGGCCGCCCCGCCCCGGUCCGCCCCGCCCCCGCCCCGGGCUGCGUCCCGGCCCCAGCUCCCAGCCGGGGGUUGCGGGCUCCGGCCGUCCGCCCCGCGCUCCCCCCUCGCGCCCGGUGCGGCGCCCCCCGCCCCCACCCCUCCCCCUCCCUUCCCACCUACCCACCCACCCACCCUGCCGGCCCGUUACCCUCCCGCCUGCUCCGGCUCCUGAGCAGCCAGCGGCCACCGGCUCCGGCAGCGGCGCAGAGCCACUCAGCGCGGCGCGGCGCGGCGCGGCGAGCUCGACAUUCCACGGGACCCGCGGAGCCGCGUCGGGAUCGCCGCUGGGCUCCCGCACCCGAGCCUUCCUCGGUCGCCGCCGCCCUCGGCUCGUCCGUCUGCGGCCGCCCGCGGCCCGGCGUGAUCCCGCCGGGGCUCUCCGUGCUCCCCGGGCCGCGCGCCAUGGGCAGCCCCCGCUCCGCGCUGAGCUGCCUGCUGUUGCACUUGCUGGUUCUCUGCCUCCAAGCUCAGGAAGGCCCGGGCGGGGGGCCUGCGCUGGGCAGGGAGCUCGCUUCCCUGUUCCGAGCUGGCCGGGAGUCCCAGGGUGUUUCCCAACAGCAUGUGAGGGAGCAAAGCCUGGUGACGGAUCAGCUCAGCCGCCGCCUCAUCCGGACCUACCAGCUCUACAGCCGCACCAGCGGGAAGCACGUGCAGGUCCUGGCCAACAAGCGCAUCAACGCCAUGGCGGAAGACGGGGACCCCUUCGCAAAGCUCAUUGUGGAGACAGAUACCUUUGGGAGCCGGGUUCGUGUCCGAGGAGCUGAGACGGGCCUCUACAUCUGCAUGAACAAGAAGGGAAAGCUGAUUGCCAAGAGCAACGGCAAGGGCAAGGAUUGUGUCUUCACGGAGAUCGUGCUGGAGAACAACUACACGGCCCUACAGAACGCCAAGUACGAGGGCUGGUACAUGGCCUUCACACGCAAGGGUCGGCCCCGCAAGGGCUCCAAGACGCGGCAGCACCAGCGCGAGGUGCACUUCAUGAAGCGGCUGCCCCGCGGCCACCACACCACCGAGCAGAGCCUGCGCUUCGAGUUCCUCAACUACCCGCCCUUCACGCGCAGCCUGCGCGGCAGCCAGAGGACUUGGGCCCCCGAGCCCCGAUAGGCGCCUGCCCGGCCCCUCCCCGCGGCUGCGGCAGGCGCGGAGAUCUCCAUCUGGCGGGAGCACAGACAGAGAAACUCAAGCAGGAUGAGGUCUGCGCUGCUGAAGGCUGGGGAGGAGCUGGGGGAGCCCCGGGUUCUAGCUGUUGAUAAUUGUUUGCUGUUGGGUUUUUCUGUUUUUGUUUGUUGUUUUUUAACAAAAGAGAGGCUCUAUUUUUGUAUUCCA